Messenger RNA from Phycodurus eques (leafy seadragon), 5281 nucleotides. It is a transcript of the gene cc2d1a, whose product is annotated as coiled-coil and C2 domain containing 1A. Lineage: Eukaryota; Metazoa; Chordata; Actinopteri; Syngnathiformes; Syngnathidae. The transcript has 28 exons. The coding region runs from base 185 to 3139 and encodes 984 amino acids. Gene Ontology annotation, molecular function: DNA-binding transcription repressor activity, RNA polymerase II-specific; RNA polymerase II cis-regulatory region sequence-specific DNA binding. Gene Ontology annotation, biological process: regulation of transcription by RNA polymerase II. The record is from RefSeq and is a predicted model, not a curated record. Gene Ontology annotation, cellular component: nucleus.
CGGAGACUCAAUGUCGGAAGUAACCACACUGCUUGUCGUUCAUGUUUUGACAGCGAUAAGUCUGUUAACACUUAACUGUCGCUAGUUUACCAUUUAUUUCGGGGAAAUAUUCGACAGCUGUCGAUAUUCGAGUUGAACACACCAGCUGUCGUAAAGUGAGUGAAAGUGACACGGUAACUUUUUGAUGAAUCGAAGUCGGAACCCACCGCCCCGGGGUCAAGGGGCUGCGCGUGCGAAACAGAUGGGGCUGCUCCUUGACCUGACCCCGGAUGCGGGGAUGGAUGAUGACGGUAACGAUGAAGAUCUUGAGGCUGAGCUAAACAUUUUGAUGGGAGGAGGAGGAAGACCACAAAGGAAUAAACGUGAAAAUAAAGCUCCUGUUGCAAUGUCUGAUAUUGAACGAAUGGCAGCACUUUGCAUGAAAGAUCUGGAUGAAGAGGACAUGGACGAUGAUGAUUUGGAUAACGAUGAAGAUCUGCUGGCAGAAUUGAAUGAUGUUUUGGAGGAUGACGAGGAAAGCAGUCCUCCUCAGGCCUCACAGGCUCCCAGAGUUAGCGAUACAUCACAUUCUUUUCCUCCUGCGAAUUCCAGUGGUGCAACUGGUUUAGAGUGCUGUGUAUUGGAGCGUAUGGAGAUGUACAAGGCUGCCAUCUCCAAUGCUACUGCAUCAGGGGAGACAAGCAAAGCUCGAAGAUAUGACCGUGGAUUAAAGACAUUGCAGUCAAUGCUUGCAUCAGUCAGGAAAGGAAAGCCAGUCAACGAGGAGGAGAUGCCACCUCCUGUUGCUGUUGGCAGAAAAGCCAGUGCUUUAGCUGAGUCUGAAUCCACGAAGGAGCAACAAAUGCCAGAGCCCGUGUUAAUGCCAUACCCUCCAUUCAAUCAAAAACCUUUACGGGAGGCAGCAUCAGGAGCUCCUAAUACCAAGCCACUCCAUUUAGCACCACCCCAGUACCCGGCUGCUGCAAUCACUCCAGGAACCCCGAUAAUCUCUCCACUGACACCCUCUCAGCCCGGCACACAACACUCAGAGCUCAAACAAGCAGUGUUGGCCCGACAGAGAGAGUACAAGCUAGCAGCCAUACAAGCCAAACAGAGUGGUAACAUUGACCUGGCCAAACGCCACUAUGUCACAGCCAAGCGUCUGGAUUCAGUGGUGGAGGCCGUAGAUGGGUGCGAACCAGUAGACCUGAGCUUGCUCCCUCCAACCCCUGGAGACGUAGUAGAUGAGACACAUGCACCUCCUUCCCCUAAACAACCAGCUCCUGCUGCUCCAGCACCCACACAGGAACCAACUGCUGGCCUUCCUGCUCCCAGCAAUGUGGGAGAAGCCCUGCAGCAGAGGAUGGACAUAUACAAAUCAGCAGCAGAUGGAGCUAAGAGCAAAGGAGAUGACCGUAAAGCACGCAUGCAUCAGCGCAUUGUAAAGCAAUACCAGGAUUCCAUUAAAGCACACAAAGCUGGUCGACCUGUCAACUUAUCCGAUCUACCUGUACCACCAGGUUGUUCACCAUUACAGGGCUCAGACAGGGAUCAGCAAAACUUUAUGGGUGUCCUGGAAACAGCUAUGAAAAUAGCAAAUCGGGAUCCAGACGCAGAAGAAGAAGAGGACAGUCAAAGAGAGACUGCCAAGCCCUCAGUGCGUCCACCUGCCCAAAAAGCCAAAUCUCCAGCGCCUCAAGCACCUGGUGGUUCCUUAACACCAAAACUGGGAGCCAAAGCCCAACAGCAAGUGGAUUUCCUGUUGCUACGGCGACAGGCUUUUUUGCGGGCAGCACUGCGCUCAAAGAAGAUGAAGGAUAUGACGGCGGCAGCGCAGCACCUCAGACACGCCAAAGGAGUUGACCCCAUGAUCGAAGCCGCUAAGUCUGGCCUUCCUGUUGAUAUCACCAAGAUACCCAGCAGUCCAGUCAGUGAAGUCGACUACUUACUAGCUCGUUCCCGUACGUCUCCUCUUUCUCCUCGUACCAGUGAGCAAUUCCACAGCCUCAUGGAUCUUUUGCGGAAGCAGCAUGAGAAAUGUGUGAGUCGCUCACAGCAGUUCAUACUCAUGGGCAAUAUUGGAGAGGCUCUCAAGUGUGAAAAGCUUGUGGAGGAGUCGUUCAAAAACAUAGAGAUACUGAAGAAUGCCCAUACCAAGGGCCAACCAGUGCCCAAAUGUCGCACGGAGGAGAAGACAUUCAGUGUUGUCAAGAACUACCCCGACCUGGCCCCAAAUGACAUGAUACUGUACAUCAUCAGAGGCAUCAACCUACCAGUUCCCUCAGGUGUCUCGCCUAAUGAUCUGGAUGCCAGUGUGAAGUAUGAGUUUCCUUUUCCCAGUGCGGAGGAGCCACAGAGGGACAAAACCAGCACAAUAAAAAGUACUUGCAGUCCAGAGUUUAAAGAGCAGUUCAAACUCAUCAUCAACAGAGCGCACAGAGGAUUUAAACGAGUCAUCCAGUCCAAAGGCUUAAAAUUUGAAAUCAUUCACAAGGGAGGCCUCUUUAAAACGGACAAGGUUGUGGGCACAGCUCAACUGAAGCUCGAGUCUCUCGAAAACCGCUGUGACAUCAGAGAGAUUAUAGAGGUGAUGGAUGGACGUAAAGCCACUGGUGGCAAGUUAGAGGUCAGGGUGAAGAUCAGAGAGCCGAUAUCCAGCGUAGAACUCCAGCCUACGACAGAGAAGUGGCUAAUCCUUGAACCAGUCUCCUCUCUCUCACCUCCAGAGAGACAAAAAGAACGGGCUCCAUCUCCUCGAUCUAAAUCCAAACAUGAGGUGAGCAACAGGAGCAGUCACUCCAGCAGCUCUCCUCCCCAGUAUAAACUCCACAGCUUCAGCCUCCUUAACUACGACAAGGAACGGUUAGAGAGAAAGAUUGCAGAGUACAAAAAGAACCGGCGGGAUCCCCCAUCUGAUGUCAUUCAUCAGCACAAAGAGAUCAUGCACAGGUUGCAGUGGCAAAAAGCACAGCUGGAGCGAGCGUCUCCUGCUCUGCUAUCAGAGUAUGAAAAUGUGCUGCGGCGCUUCACCCAAGGACUUGCUGACUCUGUGAAGAAAUUCUCAACUCAAGGCAAUAGGGAUGCUGCCAAGGAUGCUCUGAGUAGGUUGAAGAUGGUAGAGACUGAGUUGGAAUCACUGAAAAGAAAACGCGCUGGAUAAGAGGAGACGAGUUUGCCAAAGCAUUGGCUGGAGUACUGUUAUCUUUUCUUUUCUCUCAUAUGCACAGAUACAAACACUCUAGCACUCCUCUCAAGACCUUUGUCAUGGUUCGAUGCUGCACGUCCAUGACAAAUGCAUGCAGCCACUUGCUCUUGAAUGGACAAACACUACAGAAAACCUUCUCGAACAAUUUCCAUGUUUGUCUUUGCCUCGUUUCAAGGAAAGAUACACCAAAAUGUGUAUCUGCUUGACCAAUACUCUAAGGUGUUUUAACCCAUUUCCUCCUUAUUUUAUGGGUGUAAGGAUCUUAAUCUAAUCUGUCUGCUCCAAUGUUCCCAGAUUACAGUAAUCUGCUGCAUUCGCAUUGGUGUGAUAUGGGAGUAAAAAAAUGGGGCUUUGCGGCACCACAGCCUACAUCCCAUAAUGAGGGAUUAGUGUUUGUGUCACCACGGAGACAACUAGAUCAGACAUUAAUUCGCCUAUGGGGUUGCAGAAGGGGGGAGUGUUAACAGUGUGCCAUGAAUGUGGUAGCAGUUUAGCUCUGCCUUCUUCAUCAGCCACUUGCUCUUUGUCGCCUGCUUCACCUUCUCUGUCUUCACACUAAUUCCUUCACAUACAUUCAGAGAUUACUUCGUUACAUGCGGCUCCAUUUGGAUUUUCUUCCAAGUCUUAAAGAGAGUUAAUUCCUUCGUGCUGUCUAUUAUAAAAUAAUUAACAGCUCCUACCGCUUUCAUACAAAUCCUGGACACAGCCGAGGAUUUAAAGUGAGCCUUUUUGUUUGUUUUUUGCUCAAAUGAAGGUUGACUUGAUAAAGCCCACCUCAUAUAAUUCAGAACAAUAUUUUCAUUUUCUCUGUAAGAUAUAUUUUUUUUCUGUUCAGUCACAGUGGAGGGACAAAUAUAUUACCAUUUUCAAAAUGCUUAUAUGUUUACUCCCAGCCAUGGUUCUGUCUUGACAGUUAAUUGAGCAGUCAUUAAUGUCAGUUCAUACCUGUGACAUCUCUGCUAUAAUGGGUACAAAUAUGUCUUGUGGUGUGUAGUUUCACAUUCGGAAAAUCCUUUCAUUAACUUUUCCUGAUUUUCAGAUGUAAUUUUGUUUUUUUUUUUAAACUGCUGAGUGUUUUUUUUGUUCUAUAUGGAGCAGACAAAAAAUAAUCAACGUGAAUAAUGCUGAAUUUGAUGAUUGCUUAUAUGCUUCUCAGCAUGAAAUGUAGAAAAAAACCUGAACCAAACCAAAAAAAAACAAAAAACAAUGAAAAUGCCAACUUCAGUUCCUUUAAACUCAAGUGGAUUGGUGUUGAUAUGGCAUAUAUGGCCCACACAACAAUUCUGCAAAAAAAAAAAGAAGAAAUAGGCACUUUUUCUGAUGGCGUUGAAGUGCAAUAUCAUUACUUUUCAACCAAUGAAUUGACCAAUCAUUUAAAGUGUGGAAAACUGUUUUAUUAGCUAAAACUUAAAACAAUUGGCUACAUUUUUUUAAAUUUGGUAUAACUGUGCAAUUUUACUUCAAGAACUAUAAAUCUAUUUUCAUAUAUGUUGCCUGAUCUCACACCUCAUUACACAAGCUUUUAACUCUACAUCACCUCGAAACACAACCCGACAUAUUACCCGCUCUUUUGAGUAAGAGGCUGUCUUGUUGUCAUGGUGAUGAGCUCAUCAGCAUUCAGUGUGGAUUUUCGAUGGUUAGAGUUGGGGGGAAGGACAUAUUGCAAAAGUUUGCUCGUCUGGAAACUGACUUUCUCACCUGCCACAGUACACUUGAUUCCUUUUUACAUAUAUAUCUUUUCUCAUUUCUGUAAUGACGGUACACUACAUUGAAUGAAUCAAUUUACAGGGGAAAAUAUGUGGUCUAUUUUUUGUCAUUACAGCUUUCUUAUGUCCUGAUAUUCAGCAGUAUAUGUAUCGUCUUGGCUUGGUGUUGUUGAAUGAAUCGCUUUUGUAUUAUGUUCUUUCAUGUAAGGGCAAUCAGAAAAAUAUACUAUUUAUAUACAUAAGAACAGCAUUUGAUGCUUUGUCUCUAUAUUCAAGUAUGUGUCACAAUGAUUUGUGCAGUGCAAAGCGGGAAUGAAUCAAGGCCUACUUACCGAGGCGUUAUUACCUCAUGUACAGGGUUUGUUUUAAUAUCAAUAAAUGGUAAACUAUG